Messenger RNA from Pundamilia nyererei, 1684 nucleotides. RefSeq names its product potassium channel, subfamily K, member 15 (gene kcnk15). Gene Ontology annotation, molecular function: potassium ion leak channel activity; outward rectifier potassium channel activity. The coding region runs from base 234 to 1526 and encodes 430 amino acids. The transcript is spliced from 2 exons. The record is from RefSeq and is a predicted model, not a curated record. Lineage: Eukaryota; Metazoa; Chordata; Actinopteri; Cichliformes; Cichlidae. Gene Ontology annotation, biological process: stabilization of membrane potential; potassium ion transmembrane transport. Gene Ontology annotation, cellular component: plasma membrane.
CAGAUAACGGCGCAGAGAGCCGAUAGCUCUCGGUACGCACAGGAAAAUAUGCGCGUUUUAAAAACAAAGAAGACGUCUGAACCAUAACACAGUCAAGAGUUAAAGGCGUUAUUUUCCCACCCGCCCCUCGUGAAAUUACAUUUCACGCAACAGGCUGCAAAACCAAUGUGGAGUCUAAGCUGAAGAACAGUACCACCUGUAACACCGUGCCCGUGCUUCCGACUUUCGUGCCGAUGCCGAGAAUGAAGAAGCAAAACGUCCGGACCUUGUCGCUCAUCCUCUGCAUGUUCUCCUACUUGCUGGUGGGCGCCGCGGUGUUUGACGCGCUGGAGUCUGAGUCGGAGAGCUCCCGUCGGCGCAUCUUGGAGCAGAAGCGCAACGAAAUGAAGAAGAAGUACCGCUUCUCCGAGGACGACUACCGCGAAAUCGAGAGAGUAGUGCUGCAAGCUGAGCCCCAUCGCGCCGGGAGACAGUGGAAAUUUGCUGGCUCUUUUUACUUUGCCAUAACAGUAAUCACUACCAUUGGUUAUGGACAUGCAGCCCCUGGAACAGAUGCUGGAAAGAUCUUCUGCAUGUUCUAUGCUGUACUCGGCAUUCCUCUCACUUUGGUUAUGUUCCAGAGCCUGGGAGAGAGGAUGAACACAUUUGUCCGCUAUCUCUUACAUAAGCUGAAACAAUGCCUGGGCUUUCGACGCACUGAGGUGUCCAUGGAGAACAUGGUCCUGGUGGGCUUUUUGUCCUGCAUCGGAACACUGUGUGUGGGCGCCGCAGCCUUUUCCCACUUUGAGGGAUGGAGCUUCUUCCAUGCUUACUACUACUGCUUCAUCACACUCACCACAAUUGGCUUUGGGGACUUUGUGGCUUUGCAGAAAAAAGAGGACCUCCAGGAGAAAACGCCCUAUGUCGCUUUCAGCUUUAUGUACAUUCUGGUGGGAUUAACUGUUAUCGGGGCAUUUCUUAAUUUAGUGGUGCUCCGUUUUCUCACCAUGAACACUGAGGAUGAGCGACGGGAUGCACAAGAAAGGGCUUCAAUGAAGAGAGACAGAGGCCUUUUGGAUGGGACCCUGGGCCUUGGUGUUUUAGGGGAACAAAGCAGAGAUAGCCACAGUGAGAGGAACCGGAGCAACAUGGUGCACAGCCAUAGCACACUUUUCCUCCCGAUGGAGGAAGGAACCAGUCGCACCAACCUCAUCUCUUCUCCGGUGGAUCAGGAAAGACGAAAAAGCCCCUGCAGGCACAGGUUGCAUUUCCAGAUAAAGGCAGGCAGAAGCAGACAGGAGUCGAGCCUUAGCUCCCUCUGUUCCUGCAUGUGCUACCGUUUAGAGAUUUGCGAUAGCCCUCUUAUGUCCCACAGUGAACAUCGUGGCUGCCACGUUAAUUCUGUUUAUUACAACUCAGUUUCCUACAGGAUUCAGGGCUGUUCACCAAGUUCCAGGGACAACACUGGACUAACUUCGCCAGGAAGCAGGAUCUCACUUGGCCAUAGUUUCCGGGAGUUCCCUCAUUUACGAAGAAAGUCAGUAUAAGGAGCAUUAUUGUGUUUGCACAAACUGUAAACAGUAUUUUCAGAGACACUGUAUUUUGUGUUACUUCUCCUUUGUGCAUGAAGACAAUAGUUCUGUUUAGUAAAUAAGUUGUCUGUUGUGGCUAUUGAAAAUAAUUUUAUUUCUAAAGCGAGAAGGAU